AUGGGCGACAUCUGGGAGAGGGGGGGGGGUCUAAAACAUGGGCGACAUCUGGGAGACAGGUGUCUAAAACAUGGGCGACAUCUGGGAGAGGGGGGGGGGUCUAAAACAUGGGCGACAUCUGGGAGAGGGGGGGGGUCUAAAACAUGGGCGACAUCUGGGAGACAGGGGUCUAAAACAUGGGCGACAUCUGGGAGACAGGGGUCUAAAACAUGGGCGACAUCUGGGAGACAGGUGUCUAAAACAUGGGCGACAUCUGGGAGACAGGUGUCUAAAACAUGGGCAACAUCUGGGAGAGGGAGAGGUGGUCUAAAACAUGGGCGACAUCUGGGAGAGGGGGGGGGUCUAAAACAUGGGCGACAUCUGGGAGACAGGGGUCUAAAACAUGGGCGACAUCUGGGAGACAGGGGUCUAAAACAUGGGCGACAUCUGGAAGACAGGGGUCUAAAACAUGGGCGACAUCUGGGAGACAGGGGUCUAAAACAUGGGCGACAUCUGGGAGACAGGGGUCUAAAACAUGGGCGACAUCUGGGAGACAGGGGUCUAAAACAUGGGCGACAUCUGGAAGACAGGGGUCUAAAACAUGGGCGACAUCUGGGAGACAGGGGUCUAAAACAUGGGCGACAUCUGGGAGACACGGGUCUAAAACAUGGGCGACAUCUGGGAGACAGGGGUCUAAAACAUGGGCGACAUCUGGGAGACAGGGGUCUAAAACAUGGGCGUUAUCUGGGAGACAGGGGUCUAAAACAUGGGCGACAUCUGGGAGACAGGGGUCUAAAAGAUGGGCGACAUCUGGGAGACAGGGGUCUAAAACAUGGGCGACAUCUGGGAGACAGGGGUCUAAAACAUGGGCGACAUCUGGGAGACAGGGGUCUAAAACAUGGGCGACAUCUGGGAGAGGUGGUCUAA
Physella acuta is the source of this 906-nucleotide messenger RNA. Its product is annotated as U1 small nuclear ribonucleoprotein 70 kDa-like. NCBI's taxonomy places the organism in Eukaryota, Metazoa, Mollusca, Gastropoda, Physidae. The record is from RefSeq and is a predicted model, not a curated record.